UUGUUUGGGAUUGUAUUCUAUGGAAUUCUUUUCGUAAUUUUUAUAUUUCAAAUCGACCAAAAUCCAGAAUGGCAGAUGUAAACGGUUCGGCUAAAUAUGAUGAAAUUCUGACACAAAUCUUGGUAAAUGAAAAGUCUAUUCUAGGGUUCCUAUCGACAAUAUUUAACUUUCUGGCAAGACGUACGGAUUUCUACUAUAUCCCUCAAGGUGCUUACGAGAACAUGGGCUUCCCACCAGGUGUUGCUGAAGAACUUGUAAUCAAAGUCCUAAGAACAUGCGAUCCAAAUAACUGGAAACCACCCAACGGAGCUAAGAAACCGACAGAUAUAAAUGAUGAGAUAAUGUGCUCAACAAUAGCACAGGAAGUUGAAGUUGUAGCUGAUGACGAGUGUGAAAUAGAGGAAAACACAGAUACACAAACUACUGAACCUCUCAUUGAACAAAUGAACUCUUUGCCUGUACCAUUUGAAGAAGUCAAUAAAACACAAUCAGAGAAUACUGCAGAAACAGAUGACAGUGCAAAACCCACAACAUCAACAGAGAGCCUGCCUCCAGUAAUACCCACGCAGAAGAACAGUGAAACAUAUAAUGGUGCUGAGAGAGAAAAUUAUUCUUGGGCUCAAACUAUUAUGGAGCUUGAUGUGACAGUAAGAUUGCCACCUCACAUAAAGUCUUCAAAAGAUUUGAAAGUGACCAUAACUGCUAGAGACCUCUGUGUAGCUUGCCGCAAUGGUGAUGUCCUGAUCAAGGAUAGUUUCCUGCAUAAAGUAAAACCUGAUGAAAGCAUUUGGAGUAUCAGUGAGGGAAAAAUAUUGAUACAUUUAGAAAAAGUACAAGAGCGUUGGUGGAACAAACUGCUUAAUAAAGAAGAACCAAUUGAUUUAUCCAAGAUAGACUGUUCUAGACCUCUGUAUGAAUUGCCAGAUGACCAUAUUGCAAAGGUAAGAGAACUGCAAUGGAAUCAAGAACAGAAGAUGAAAGGGCUACAAACCAGUGACCAACUUCGUAACAUGGAGAUCUUAAGAAAGGCCUGGAAUGCUGAGGGCUCUCCAUUUAAAGGAAAAGAGUUUGAUCCAAAUGUAAUGCUCAAUUUACAAAAUUAAUAAAAGGCAAUCAAUUUC
Molecule: messenger RNA, 1121 nt
Organism: Pectinophora gossypiella (pink bollworm)
Lineage: Eukaryota; Metazoa; Arthropoda; Insecta; Lepidoptera; Gelechiidae
Product: nudC domain-containing protein 3
Exons: 5
Coding region: 69-1103 (344 amino acids)
Biological process (GO): protein folding
Cellular component (GO): cytoplasm
Source: RefSeq, a predicted model, not a curated record